AAAGUGGGCCCAAUUCUGCUAGGCCCAAUAGCCAUCCUUCCUCACCUCGCUCACCCGCGUUCGCCGGCGACCACGACGAACCAAGCCCUAGUCCCCGCCACGCCACCGUCCGCCGGCCGCCGGCGACGCCCCCACCGCCGGAGGAGGCCAACCCCAUCCAUCCAUCGCCCCUCCACCGACGCGCGGCCGCACGUCCAUGAGAUCACGGCGGCUCCCCUGUGCGGAUGCGGUGUUCCGACCCCGCUUCACCGAUGAGGACGCACGAGCGUGCAGCGAUUCUCGUGGGCAUUUCGCCUCAGGACGCGAUCCAUCCCCGCCGCCGCUGCUGCCGGCACAGUGUGAGGAUCAUGUGGGAGGUACCUCUGGUCUUGCAGAUGUUUCAUCCUUAGGGGACUUUCCUGGUGCUACAACAUUGAAAGAAUCAACCGCUUCCAGUCCCACUUCCUCCCUACAGGCAGUACCAGAUGACACCAUUGAUGCUCCGCAGUCAGGGCACUGCCUUUCCUCAUCCCUUGGCUCAAUCAUUUGGGUUCAGAAACCUCCUCAUGGCCGACCUGGCGUAUACCACAUUAGAAAGGAUCGUUUGGGGUCUUUCCAUACGUAUCCUGAUCUGGGUGGUCCAUUUCAGAGCUUGAAUGAAGCUGAAGAUGUUAUCAGUAGCCAUAUUAACAAGCUGUAUCCACCAGUUAAGUUCGAGGAACGAGCUGGGGAAUCUUACGUGGACAUGAUUAUAAGGAAAGCACUUUAUUGGCCUGAUGGCACUAGGAAGAAAUGUUCCAAAGCAGAAGCAUUUCAGAAUGUCAAUAAUAAUAUGAAUCAACUGGCUAAGGUGAUAUUAGACAUGUAUAACGAUGACCACAAUCUUUUGGAGGAUCUUGCUUUUGAGCUCAAAGGUGUCAUUAACUAUGAACCAAUUAUUGAAAGUCGUAGGUGGUUUGAUCAUAUUAAUUUCACUGCGACUACUAAAGGACUAAAUGGGUUGGACAGUGACCAUCUAUUUUUCGCUGAAGCGAUGUCUUUGAAAGGAGAAAAAGAUUAUGUGGUCACUUGCUGCUCUUUGAUAAGUUCUGAUGACAAUGGUAACUGCUAUACCUGCAAGAUUGGGAAUAAAAGUAUGAAGCACCCAAGUGAUGUCAAUUCAUAUGUUGGUGGUCACUGUUAUAUCAAAGGAAUAUAUGACACUAUAGUGUCGAGUGACUCUGAAGAGGAUGAGGAUGCAGAGGAGCAGAGGCUAAGAAAAAUGUAUCAGGGUCUUGAUGAUCCAGGUGUAUGUGAAGAGCUCUUUGAUUGAGAUCAUGUCAGUUGCAACUGUAACGGAUUUAUAAUUAGCAUAUGUCAUGCAACCAUGUUGUGGAGCUGUAGUUUUAUUUAGUUAUCUUUGAUCUUGAUUAUGAAUUGUUGGGGUUUCGUUCUCGCGUACUACCUGCGCUCUAACUCUUGUUGCAAUCAUCACACGUCGACGUCGUGACUUGUGUGUCCUCUCAAUUUAAACCGUAAUACGUUCCUUAAACCUUGUGCUUUCCAUCUAGUCCUGUAUAUACUGUUUUUUGAGAAGCUUUUGAUUGAGAAUGAGUCGUGUGUAUGCUA
Oryza sativa Japonica Group (Japanese rice) is the source of this 1587-nucleotide messenger RNA. RefSeq lists its product as uncharacterized. The record is from RefSeq and is a predicted model, not a curated record. NCBI's taxonomy places the organism in Eukaryota, Viridiplantae, Streptophyta, Magnoliopsida, Poales, Poaceae.